AUGGAAGCCAACAUCGAAUCUUUCUUCUCGCAAAGAUCAAAGAUCGUAAGCGCAAUUAACAGAUACCAAACAUGCGUUACGGACCGAGAUGGCCUACCCUUUUCAGAGAUCAGCGAGUUAUUAGAAACCGAAAAAGCAAUGAUAACUGCAUUACUAGUACGGCAUGAUCCAAGCCGCAGCGCUAAAAGAGCGCAGUGUACGGAGGCAAGGAUCGGCGAGAUAAUCGAAUGUAUCGAUGUUCUCGAACUGAUGCUUGAGGCUGAUCUAGCUCGUCAAGCUCAUGACGGACUUUUACUGAUAUGUGCGCAGAUUGGAGGACUGCGACUUGCUGGAAUCGAAGAUACAUAUGCUGAUGUAAUGGAUCGGUAUAUCUUCAAUCUGGAUGAACUGUAUAAUGGAAAACAUAGUCCAAUGCCUCUUGGCUUUCAUGAGUUGCAGACCAUUUGGAGAAGUGCUAACUAUGUCGAUCCAGGCUGUCCCUGUCCGCAUUGCAGUAAGUUUGGCAACUAG
Molecule: messenger RNA, 510 nt
Organism: Penicillium taxi
Lineage: Eukaryota; Fungi; Ascomycota; Eurotiomycetes; Eurotiales; Aspergillaceae
Exons: 1
Coding region: 1-510 (169 amino acids)
Source: RefSeq, a predicted model, not a curated record